Molecule: messenger RNA, 840 nt
Organism: Parnassius apollo (apollo)
Lineage: Eukaryota; Metazoa; Arthropoda; Insecta; Lepidoptera; Papilionidae
Source: the annotation of a GenBank genome assembly
AUGGAAGACUUAGUAAAGGAACCGGUGAAUGACGUUGAGACACUGUCGUUUGCACCUCAGGUGAAAAAAGCAGCCUUAUAUCCCUCAGUACCAGAAAUCAAGGCGCAAGGAAUUUCCUGCCAGAAGUUUGGUUCUUUGGGCUGGAACAGGAUCAGAUACAAGGAGGUCCAGAAGAAGCUUCUUACGUCACUAGUUUUCGACUCGCUGAAGUUGGAAUACAGAACAGAAUGUGAUGGUGCUGGAGACAAGAAAAAGAAUUGCAUUCUGGAGAUAAUCGGUCGAUUAAGGGCUUCGGGAACAUGGAAUUGGACAAUUGUUGCGUCUCUGAAAGGCCAGUUUAACUUUGCAGCCCUGGUCACUCCAAUGGGUCGUUUAUUUUUGCGCCUUCAGAGACUUCAGAGAGCAUUCAGGAACUUGUCAGAAGAAAAGUCAAAGAAAAUCAUGAAGAUAACGCCAGAGGCACUGGAGGAUUGUGGAUGGUGGCAGGAGAAUAUCAACUGCACCAAUCCGAUAUUUUUAAACAAUCCAGACAUCUUCUUGACAACGGAUGCAUCAGGACUGGGGUGGGGUUUCCAUCUGGAGAGUGUCACAGUAGCAGGUCUUUGGGAUCCAGAACAAAAGAAAUGGCAUGUGAACCGCAACGAACUAUUCACGGUCUUGAUUGCAAUAAAAAAAUUCAAGUACAGAUUGAAAAACAAAGCAGUGUUGGUACCAUCGGACAAGCUAGCGGUGGCUAAUAUUCGCAAACAAAGAGGAACUCGGUUUCAAGGACUCCAUGCUCUAUACAAACAACUACUUUUAAUAACGCAUCGUUUCCAGAUUCAACUAAUCCCUUUUUAA